This is a messenger RNA of Eubalaena glacialis (North Atlantic right whale), 2014 nucleotides long. It is a transcript of the gene TOR1A, whose product is annotated as torsin family 1 member A. The record is from RefSeq and is a predicted model, not a curated record. Gene Ontology annotation, cellular component: endoplasmic reticulum lumen; nuclear envelope; endoplasmic reticulum. Gene Ontology annotation, molecular function: ATP hydrolysis activity; ATP binding; kinesin binding. NCBI's taxonomy places the organism in Eukaryota, Metazoa, Chordata, Mammalia, Artiodactyla, Balaenidae. Gene Ontology annotation, biological process: protein localization to nucleus; nuclear membrane organization. The coding region runs from base 55 to 1056 and encodes 333 amino acids. The transcript has 5 exons.
GUAGCGCCGGUCUGCGGUAGGCGCGAGAACGCGCGGGGCGGCGCGGGUCCGGGCAUGAAGCUGGGCCGGGCCGCACUGGGCCUGGUGCUGCUGGCGCCGUUGGCGGUGCGGGCGGUGGAGCCCAUCAGCCUGGGACUGGCCCUGGCCGGCGUCCUCACCGGCUACAUCUCCUACCCGCGCCUCUACUGCCUGUUCGCCGAGUGCUGCAGCCAGAAGCAGAGCCUCAGCCGAGACGCGCUGCAGAAGGAUCUGGACAGCAAGCUCUUUGGACAGCAUCUUGCAAAGAAAGUCAUCUUAAAUGCUGUGUCUGGCUUCAUAAGCAACCCGAAGCCCAAGAAACCUCUCACCCUCUCCCUACACGGGUGGACGGGCACCGGCAAAAAUUUUGUCAGCAAGAUCAUCGCAGAGAAUAUUUACGAGGGUGGUCUGAACAGUGACUACGUCCACCUGUUUGUGGCCACACUGCACUUCCCUCACGUCUCCAACAUCACCCUGUAUAAGGAUCAGUUACAGUCGUGGAUUCGCGGCAAUGUGAGUGCCUGUGCGAGGUCCAUCUUCAUAUUUGAUGAGAUGGACAAGAUGCAUGCUGGCCUCAUAGAUGCCAUCAAGCCUUACCUAGACUAUUAUGACAACUUGGAUGGCGUCUCCUAUCAGAAAGCCAUCUUCAUGUUUCUCAGCAAUGCUGGAGCAGAAAGGAUCACAGACGUGGCUUUAGAUUUCUGGAGAAGUGGAAAGCAGAGGGAAGAAAUCAAGCUCAGAGACAUGGAGCAUGUCUUGUCUGUGUCGGCCUUCAAUAACAAGAACAGUGGCUUCUGGCACAGCAGCUUAAUUGACCGAAAUCUCAUUGAUUAUUUUGUUCCCUUCCUCCCCCUGGAAUAUAAACACCUAAAAAUGUGCAUCCGAGUCGAAAUGCAGUCCCGAGGCUACAAAGUUGACGAGGACAUUGUAAGCAGAGUGGCCGAGGAGAUGACAUUUUUCCCCAAAGAGGAGAGAGUUUUCUCUGACAAAGGCUGCAAAACUGUGUUCACCAAGUUAGAUUAUUACUACGAUGACUGAUGGCACCAGAGAUGUCGCUUCCCGCAUCCCCGCUCUGGUCCCGGAAGAGGAGUAAAAUGAAUUAUUCCGGUGUGACAGGACAGGCAUUUUCCUGGGCGUUAUUUUCAUCCAGCAGGGCCUGCGGGCCGUCGGUGACGCAUCACAGAUGUAAACAGCCCCAGAGCCUACAGAAGCAGGAGGAGCCGGCCCCCAGCUCACGUGUGCCAGGCCUCAUGAUUUUUUAAAAAUCAUGUUUUAAUUUCAAGUGUUUCUGUUUCAAGGAAGGAUGAAUCAGUUUUACUGAAAAUGUGAUAAUUUUAUUUAAAAUGGUUUUUAACAUUAUGAAGAAACUUUUCAGACUCUUAAGUUGUUGGCUUUGUGUGUUUUUUUAAGUUCCUGUCAUUACAACAUACACUGUGAUGUCUUUACUGCUAAAAAGCCUGAGUCCUCGGCCUGUCUUCUGUAGGAUGGUGUCUCUGUACUGGGGACGGAGGCUCUAGCAGUGAGCUGAUCUGUCCCAGGAUGACCAUCGCAAGGGCAGUAAGUGUUUAUAGAAGGACAAGUGUGUAAGGGGACACACUCAGGCCCGUCACAGACAAGACCUAAAUGUCCUCCCCAAGAGUUUUCAUCACAGUAGCAUUGUGAACUGUGGGAAUGAUCUUAGUAACGUCGUGAACAAUUUGUUAGAAACAGAAUUUCCUCGAAAGAAAAGCAUCUGCAGCUUGUCACUGGCCGGUCAGUCAGCUUUGCAAAGGCCCUUCUCUGCUUUCCAUUCCUAAAUGAGCCACACGCUCUGUACCAGGUUUUGCCAUAUUUUCUUAAAACCUUCCUCACUGAUUACUAAUUUUCAUUAUGUUUAAUCAGAACUCCCCAAACCUCUAGGAAAGCUCAGCUGCCCCCCAGGAUGCUGAGAACAGUGUCUUUAUUUAUUAAUGCAAACAGCUACCAUUUUACAAUAAAAUUGUGUACGAUUCGUGAA